Messenger RNA from Lachnellula hyalina, 1440 nucleotides. It is a transcript of the gene hibch, whose product is annotated as 3-hydroxyisobutyryl-CoA hydrolase, mitochondrial. The record is from RefSeq and is a predicted model, not a curated record. Gene Ontology annotation, biological process: L-valine catabolic process. Gene Ontology annotation, cellular component: mitochondrion. The coding region runs from base 1 to 1440 and encodes 479 amino acids. Gene Ontology annotation, molecular function: 3-hydroxyisobutyryl-CoA hydrolase activity. The transcript has 2 exons. NCBI's taxonomy places the organism in Eukaryota, Fungi, Ascomycota, Leotiomycetes, Helotiales, Lachnaceae.
AUGCCGCUCACAGCUAAGGUUAUGAAUCCUGCUUUUACUGGCAGCACCAAAGCGAAGAUGUCUACCUCAGAAGCACCCGAGCAGAUCAAAGAGCUACCCGGCGACGAGAAAGAAGACGUGCUUUUCGAUACCCUGUUCGGUCUGCGGACAAUCGAGCUCAACCGGCCCACAGCACUGAACGCCCUUAACGGAUCGAUGGUGCGGAAGAUCGUGCCCCGGUUGCAGGAAUGGGCGAAAUCGGAUAUGGCGAAUGUGGUGGUCAUCAAGGGGGCUGGCGAGAAGGCAUUGUGUGCCGGUGGAGAUGUGACAAGUCUCGCAAAGGACAAUAAGCUUGGGGAAGAAGGACAGCAGCGGUCAAUCGAUUACUUUGCGCAGGAAUACAAGCUCGAUCACCUUAUUGCUACAUAUACCAAGCCGUAUGUUGCUAUUAUGGAUGGGAUUACGAUGGGCGGAGGAGUUGGGUUGAGUCUGCAUGCGCCGUUUAGGAUAGCGACCGAGAAGACGCUUUUCGCUAUGCCAGAGACUACGAUUGGAUUCUUCCCGGACGUGGGAGCUUCGUUUUUCUUGCCGCGGAUGGCGGGCUCUACCGGGACGUAUCUUGCUCUUACGAGUGAGAGGCUGAAGGGCGUUGAUGUCUACUAUGCUGGAGUUGCGACACAUUACAUCCACUCGACUUCCUUGCCUGCUCUGGAACGCCGUCUCGCUGAACUGAGGUUCAAGGAUUACCAUUCGUUGGAUGAGCGGUUGGGCCUCAUUGAUUCUACCAUUGAGGAAUACACGACCGGGCUGCCACACGACCAGCCAAUGCUUCUCAGUGGCCCAUUACGAAAGUCUAUCGAUGCUUGUUUUAGCGCAGAUACCGUCGAGGAGCUUAUUAAAAGACUCAGCAAACAGGCGGCGAAUAAUAGGUCUAACGCACAAUGGGCCGAAAAGACUCUCCUCGCUUUGAAGUUGCGAUCACCAACGAGUCUACAUGUGACAUUUCAACAGAUGAAGCUGGGUCGGAAAUGGUCCAUCAAGGAGGCUUUCCAGCGAGAACACCAAAUUGCGUCCAAAUUCAUGCGUCAUCCCGAUUUCACCGAAGGAGUGCAUGCGUUGCUCAUCAGGAAAGAUAAAUCACCAGCUUGGGCGGAGCCAUCCAAGCUCGAGGACGUGAAGGAUCCUGCUGCUCUCACGACACCAUUUUUCGAAGUCGAGGAAGGUAAAAGGUUGAAAUUGCUUACCGAGGGAAACUAUAAUGAGUAUCCUCAUUGGCGUUUCGGCCUGCCCCAUGAGAGCCAAAUCGAGGAAGUCGUCAAGAAAGGAAGUAGGACUAUUCCGGAGGUGGUAAGCUAUUUUGUCAGGGAGAAGCGAGGCAAGCAAGGCGUAAAAGAAGUUGUGGAGGAAGUGUUGGCAAGACGUGCCUACUCUGCCGAGGGUGGCAAAGCUGCUUGGUUGUGA